AUGCGUGUUUCCACUCUGAUUAGCGGGUUAUCCUCGAUUAGCGGAUUGGCCUUGGCCCAGACUACCAUUGAACCCGAAGACUUCAGCGUCGUCGAUGCAUUGGCGGAUUUGGGCGUUGAUGUGACAGAGAUCCCCGCUCUGGAGACGUUCUCCGGGAUCGAGACUCGCUCAACCGACAAAGCUUGUGCAGCAGCCUGCGAAAGCUUGAGUUUCCUAUUCGGCUCCAAAAUCUCCAACCCCUCAAGCACAGGGUACAGCAAUUUCACCGACUCAUUCUGGUCUGUGCAGCAAGAAGAGGUCCAGCCCCGCUGCGUGUUCCGUCCCAGCAAGAAUACGGAUGUCAGCACAGCCGUUCUGCUGUCUCGUUUCACAGGCUGCCAUUUUGCCGCGAGAAGUGGUGGUCAUGCUGCCUUUAGCGGUGCCUCUAGCGCCCCUGGCGGAAUCAGCAUUUGGUUCAAGGAUAUGGACGCUGUCACUUUGAAGGAGGACAAGUCGGUCGCGUCUAUCGGUCCCGGAAAUAACUGGUUGACUGCAUACUCCGCCCUUGAGCCGUACGGACUGGCAGUUAUUGGAGGUCGUGCGGCGAGCAUCGGUGUUGGUGGUUUCCUUCUCGGUGGCGGUAUUUCCUACCAUUCCAACCUGUACGGCUGGGCAUGCGACAAUGUGGAGAGCUUCGAGGUCGUAACCGCUAGCGGUCUGAUCGUAACCGCAAGCGAGAAGUCUUUCCCAGACCUGUACUGGGCGCUCCGCGGCGGCGGCAACAACUUCGGUCUCGUAACAAAGUACAAUCUGUACACGAUCCCCGCGCCUACCCUCUACGGCGGCGCCAGAAUCUUCAUGGAGACCGAGUUCGGCGAUGUCGUAAAUGCCUGGGUCAACGUCGCCAACAAUGCUAGCGUCGACCCCCACGCCCAGCAAUACGUCGCAUUCCUCUCAAACAGUGGCAUGAACCUCGCCACUGCAGAGCUGACAUACACGAAGAAUGUUUCGAAUGCCGAAAUCUUCAACCAAUACCGCAGCAUCCCCGCCAUCUCUGAUACCGCCAGCCCCAAGACCCUCGUCGAGUACGUCGAGUACCUCGAGACCGAGAACCCUUCCGGUCUGCGCGAAAUUUACUGGCCCAUCAGCGCUGCGCUGGACGAGGACUAUGCCCUCUGGGUAGUCGAGACAUUCAUGUCAAUGCUCCCCGAGAUGGCUGGUGUUUCUGGUGCUCAGCCUGUUAUCAUUUUCCAGGCUAUCACCGAGCCGAUGCUGCAAAAUAUGAAGAACUUCGGUGGUAAUGCGCUCGGACUUGAGGAUAAGACGGUGCCCGUGCAUAUUGUGCACGUUUCUUGCUGGUGGGACAAUGCGUCGGACGACGAGACUGUCUAUGCUUUCGUUCACAAGUUCAUUGACAAAGUUACCGAGCAGGCGAAGACGCUUGGUUUGUUCGAUGAAUAUGUCUAUAUGAACUAUGCUAGCAUGUUCCAGGAUCCGAUUGCUGGAUAUGGCGAUGCUAACAAGGCUCGUCUUCAGAGUGUUGCGAAGAAGUAUGAUCCCCGCGAGGUCUUCCAGACUCUUCAGCCUGGAUAUUUCAAGUUGAAUGGUGCGCCUGUGACACGGACGUGGUAG
Messenger RNA from Penicillium bovifimosum, 1611 nucleotides. RefSeq names its product FAD-binding oxidoreductase. Lineage: Eukaryota; Fungi; Ascomycota; Eurotiomycetes; Eurotiales; Aspergillaceae. Gene Ontology annotation, molecular function: FAD binding; oxidoreductase activity. The coding region runs from base 1 to 1611 and encodes 536 amino acids. The record is from RefSeq and is a predicted model, not a curated record. The transcript has 3 exons.